Molecule: messenger RNA, 1434 nt
Organism: Microthlaspi erraticum
Lineage: Eukaryota; Viridiplantae; Streptophyta; Magnoliopsida; Brassicales; Brassicaceae
Source: the annotation of a GenBank genome assembly
AUGUCUGUGUACGAUGCUGCUUUCCUCAAUACUGAGCUAUCGAAACCGACUUCGAUCUUCGGCCUCCGGCUAUGGGUCGUAAUCGGAAUCUUACUCGGAUCUCUAAUUGUCAUCGCGCUCUUCCUCCUCUCCCUCUGUCUAACCUCUCGCCGCAAAAACCGAAAGCCGAGAGCCGAUUUCGCUUCCGCCGCCGUCGCAACACCGCCGAUUUCCAAGGAGAUAAAGGAGAUCGUUCCGGCGAAUGACCACCACUACUCGACGCAGGCUGCUCCGGCGGAGAUCCAGGUGGAUAUCGGGAAGAUCGAGCAUCGAGUGGUGUUUUCAGAUCGGGUGUCGAGUGGGGAGAGUAGAGGGACAGCGAGUGCCAGCGAAACGGCAUCGUUUUCGGGAAGCGGAAACGUCGUUGGGCCGGAGGUAUCGCAUCUGGGAUGGGGACGGUGGUAUACUCUGAGAGAGCUGGAGGCGGCGACGAACGGUCUUUGCGAAGAGAAUGUAAUCGGAGAAGGAGGCUACGGGAUUGUGUAUCGUGGGGUUUUAACUGAUGGAACUAAAGUCGCCGUCAAGAACUUGCUUAACAAUAGGGGUCAAGCAGAGAAGGAAUUCAAAGUAGAAGUGGAAGUAAUUGGGCGUGUGCGGCACAAGAAUCUCGUUAGGCUUUUAGGGUAUUGCGUUGAAGGUGCUUACAGGAUGCUGGUGUAUGACUUUGUGGAUAAUGGUAAUUUGGAGCAAUGGAUACAUGGUGAUGUGGGCGAUGUGAGCCCUCUAACUUGGGAUAUCCGCAUGAACAUUAUACUCGGGAUGGCUAAAGGAUUGGCGUAUCUACAUGAGGGUCUUGAACCAAAAGUUGUUCAUCGGGAUAUAAAGUCAAGCAAUAUCUUGCUUGAUCGCCAAUGGAAUGCCAAGGUUUCAGACUUUGGACUCGCUAAGCUGCUGGGUUCCGAGAGCAGUUAUGUGACAACUCGUGUCAUGGGAACAUUCGGGUAUGUAGCGCCUGAAUAUGCUUGCACCGGAAUGUUAAACGAGAAGAGCGAUAUCUAUAGCUUUGGAAUAUUAAUCAUGGAGAUUAUCACUGGACGAAACCCUGUUGAUUAUAGUCGCCCUCAAGGAGAGACGAAUCUAGUGGAUUGGCUGAAGUCAAUGGUGGGAAACCGAAGAUCAGAAGAAGUAGUGGAUCCAAAGAUACCGGAACCACCAUCCUCAAAGGCUCUUAAACGAGUGCUGCUCGUAGCUUUGCGUUGUGUGGAUCCUGAUGCCAACAAGAGACCUAAAAUGGGACAUAUCAUACAUAUGCUUGAAGCUGAAGACUUGCUCUAUCGCGAUGAACGCCGAACAACGAGGGACCAUGGAAGCCGACAGAAACCAGAGACAGCGGCUGCGGGUGGUAGUGAAAGCGGCGAGAGCGGUUCACUGGACCAACAUCAUAAGCUGAGAUGA